AAAUGUGGUCACUUGCAGCCAGUUACAUGUACCGGUACAUACACUCACUGUACCUUUACAAUUUUGUAAUUUCUUAUUGGUCAAGCGAGUCUGUUGAUUGACAGUCCAAGCACAGCUGUUAUUGGUUUCUCCAACACUCUUCUAUGAUAUUGUCUUGGAUUGCAUUCUCACUGUUCAAUGUAAAAUCUACAGUAAUUAAUUUCACCCUCAACUGUUUACUUUUGCCGUGACCAUUUUUAUUAGACAUCCCAUUAGCACCUCUUCAAAAAACAACCAAAGCAUUCCAUUCCAGACAUCUAAUUUACCAACUGUCACAAUUCUGCAAAUAACCCACCUCGGUCUGUGAGAUCUUUGGCAAACAUUAUCAAUUCCUGCACAGUUUGGAUCAAAGUCACCAAGCAUUGAUUUGAAGGACGGAGUUCCCCAAACGCAUACAACGACAUGCUGCCUGAAAGGCUUUAAUCAACACCUGUAUGUUGAUCUUUGACAAAAGGGGUCCUUCAGAUUUCGAGCCCCGGUAGACCAGGACACACAUUCAUGUGUUUUCAGUUUCCCGACUGGUAAACACAGACACUUAAAUCCACAAAGGAGUCAGUCCUCUAAUUCACCCUACUUCUGUCCAGCAAGUAUCAAUUUUUGUUUACUCCUACCCAACCGUCAAACAAGAAUAAAGAGAACAAAAUGUUGCUUGGGUACCCCCCCUACUUGCGUUAGUAUCAGAUGACACUUUCUGAGUUUUCAGAUUGUCAGGAAUACAUACCGGUAGGCCUAGGCUACAAGUACCAGUAGAUAUACGGUACAUGUACAGUGCUACCGUACAUACAUGUACAUGUGUACAGUUACAUGUACAUGCACCGGUGCAUAAGAUCACAUCGUUCAGCUGUGGAAGCUCAUUUGUACCAGUGCUUUGAUGCUGCUGAGUGUAGUUUCAACUGAAUCUAUUCUACCCUGACGCACAACUUGUUCUCAUAUGGAUCUUUAAAAACCCAACGUGUGAAUCAACUUGGAUUACAGCAGAACCUUGCAGAGCAUCUCAUUGUGGUGUUAGCACUUGGAACUGCAGCAGUCUCAACAGAAGUGAUGUGCUUACUGUACAUGUUUAUAGAGGAGUCUUGUUGAAUCUAUUUCUUCUCCAGUGGUCACUUGCUGUGUACAUGUACAUGUAUACAGUAGUUGUUUUGCAGUACACAGUAUCUGCAGGGUCACGUUGGGAGAGCUUGACACAACUGGCAGAAAUUGAAUUCUCUGUCGUGGCAGACUGGUGUUGGUUGUAUCACACAUGAUAGCAACAGCGCAUUGUUUUUUGCACUGGAGGACGCAGCAACACAGGCAUUGUUAGUGUUACCACAUUGAUUUCCAGUCUUCAGUAACGUCAGAGGAAUUUGUGAACGUUGGACAGGACAAGAACAUCAGAACAAAAGAUACAUUAACAUAUAAGUGGACAGUUUUUGGAAGGCAUGGAUACCACAAGCACUGUGCAGUUUCCUCGGUCGGUUCAGGGACAUUGCCAUGACCAGGGAGAAUCCUGGAAUAAAUUCAUCGGACUGGUGCAUCACUUCUCAAAGCCGGAAUCCUGGAAGCGUGACGUCCAGAAGCAGAUUGAGGAGGAGCUUGAACGGCGAGUCCGUGAGGCUUUGGAGACACCGCCAUUGGAGCGCAUGAGACGUAAUCGUCACAAAGCCAAACUCAAACAAAUCCAGAGAGAACAAACAUCUAUAAGUAUUGAAGAAUGUGACAACUAUGCUCAGACCUUGCCCAACCUACGCAACCUCCAUCAUCACCGACUCUGGGAUUUGCCGGAAACCCCCUACAGCUUCAGUGACUCCCAGAACCGACAAAACCGGUUCUCGCGACUCACUGGCACCCUGCAACCUGGUAACUACCACGACAGUGACACUGAGGAUGACAGUGGGGAUUCGACGACGGCGGCCAACCGAAAUCAGAACAGUACUAGUAGCAGCUGGAGAUUACACCCACUGCAUCAUCACAAUGACAACCGCACUGGGGAGAAUGGCAUAUUGGCCACAACUGCUCGGGAGCAUGAUUCCCUCUCCGAGGAGUCAGACAUGGACUCAGAGCAGGCCCGGACCGUGGUGGAGGUCCGGCGGAAGAUGUUCCGGCAGUACACGGCCGAGGGAUUCAAGUCAGCCCUCCGGAAAGGCAAGAGCCACCUGAAGAAGCUGGGUAGCGGGAAAUACGAAGAUAAGAACGGCGUAGUGUUGACAAUAGACGGGCCAUUUUGGCCACCAGAGUGCGGGCCACUCUAUCCCAAACCCGAACACCAAAACUUCAUUCCUCAAGAGAAGGAACUGCUCGCUGAUGCAGUCCCUGAUAAUAGCCGCACAGUCCACAGUCAACGCACCAAGUGGUUCCGUCCUUUUGAAGCUACGUCCAUUAACAUCUUUGACUCUGAGCGUACCUCCAAGGGCACAAUACCUCACUCUGUACCCGAAGGAUGUCCCCCUAGUCUGGUGUUUGAGUCCCGGUUUGAGUCAGGCAAUCUCCGCCAGGCCCGAAGAGUUGGCCAGUUUGAGUAUGAUCUGAUCCUUAAGACAGACCUCUACACUGCCAGGCACACCCAGUGGUUCUACUUCAGGGUGCAAAAGAUGAUCCCUGGCAUUACCUUCAAGUUCAAUAUCGUCAACCUUCUAAAGAAAGACAGUCUUUACAACCACGGCAUGAGACCAUUGAUGUAUUCGGAGCGUGAGGCAGCAAAGAGCAAUCUUGGCUGGCAUAGGAUUGGUCAUCAUAUCAACUACAGUAGAAGCAACGGUUUUCAUCGAAAUCCAUUGCUGCAUGUGGACAUGGUUUACUACACACUGUCUUGGCAGAUGGAGUUUGCCUAUGAGAACGACACCUGUUACUUUGCACACUGCUACCCGUACACCUUCACCGAUCUCAGGGAGCACAUUAACCACCUGCUGUCCGAUCCGGAGAGGCGGCGUUGCACCAAACGAGAGGUCAUGUGUGAGAGCCGAGCCGGCAAUAGCUGUUUUCUCCUGACUGUCACAAACUUUACCGAAAGGCAAACUGCUAACAAGAGGGGUGUGGUGGUGACAGCUCGUGUCCAUCCAGGUGAGACCAAUGCCAGCUGGGUGAUGAAGGGCUUUCUGGACUACAUUACCGGAUCAGACCCUGUAGCCAAGGACCUCAGGAAAGCCUUUGUCUUUAAAAUCGUCCCAAUGCUCAACCCGGAUGGUGUCAUCGUGGGCAACUAUCGCUGCUCGCUCACUGGUCGCGACCUCAAUCGGAACUUCCGCCAUCCCAAGAAGGAGUCGUUCCCAACAGUUUGGCAUACUAAGGAGAUGCUAGAGGAUUUCUCCAAAGAGACAGAGGUCCUUGUCUACUGUGAUCUUCACGGUCACAGUCGCAAGCACAACGUCUUCAUUUAUGGCUGUGACAAGAAUGGCAAAGAGAUAGAUGCUGCCUCUUUCCUCUACCAAAGGCUCUUCCCGUUCCUCAUGGCACGUGAGGCCCCUGACAAGUUCUCCUUCCACGGCUGCAAGUUCCAUGUAAAGCGAUGUAAGGAGGCAACAGGCCGUGUGGUGAUGUGGAGAGAGCUCGGGAUCAAUAAUUCUUUCACGAUGGAGGCAACUUUCUGUGGUUCCAAGGAUAUCAGACGGGAAGAUACCCCUCGUCAUUUCAACCUUUCCGACUUUGAGGAUCUCGGCCGUCAUUUCUGCGAAGCCCUUAUGGUGUAUCACAAGGCGCAAGAAAACAAAAGCCUCCAUUCCGAACUCAUCCUGGAACUGACCAGAGAGAUUACCCACCAAGUCCUGGAGAGCCGAGGCCUCCUGCCCCAGCAGCUGCUAGCCCCCUAUGGCAAGGGAGCCCAAGACAACAAGAACAAAGAUGGUACUACGAAUUCUCAGGCCAAACUGAGCUCCUCUGAAAUAACUGACAAAGUUGCAUCACUGAACGAUCCCAGUGCACCAAGCAAAGUGCCCCCCAGUGGCCAUGACAAACCAGGUCAGCUGGUGCGCAGCCUGGAAGGGAGACUAGAGACAAUGCGCAUGAUUGACGCUUUGAGCUCAGAGACUAUACAGGGGUGCAUCGGCAUCCUGCAGGAUCUGCACGCCAUGAAGGACUUCACAGAGUCAGACUCAAGUGACAGUGACAGCGCCUCUGAGUCGGAGGCCCCUCCCGCCCCAGAGGCUGAUGAUGACAAGCAAGAUGAGAAGAAGAAGAAAAAGAAGAAAGGGAAACAUCGUUCCAAGAGCAUGCCGACUUUGCCUGAGGCAGUGACUGGGGUAAUCAAAAAGAGAAAACACAAGAAAGCCCACUCCAUCCCCCAUGGAUCAUGUGAUUUUGUGUGCUUCCACGAUGCCUCAAGAACCUACUCUCUACCUGAUCAUGGUGCCUCAUUUGUAACCCGUGGUGACGGUAAACUCCAUCUCAAAUUGGCCCUCAAGGCCCAAGAACACCACCACCAGGGACUCCCCUCCAUUCCCACGGCCGACCAUCCGACGGCCGCGGCCCCACCCAAAUCCUACCAAAUCUAUGCCCUCCAGGGGGACCUGAGCCCUGGCAGCCUUGGGCCUGAUGUCCGCCCCUUCCGCAUGGCCUGCCAUGGCAAGAGCCGUGUUAGCUCCUAUGAUGAACGUUUCGCCCAGCUUUGCAGGCGAGGCCGAGAUGAGUCUGGCCCGACGCUCUACCGCCUUGUGGAGCCACGAACCAUCGAGAUGCCACUGGAAGCUGAACAGCGCAUCAGUAACUUGGAGGAGCCUGAUACCAGCUAUGGAUUCCUGCCAAGCAUUGGUGCCCUGUACUACGAUGAAGAACUAAACCCUGCUGAAUGUGACAAAACUGUUCAGAUGAUCAAGAAGUACCCGCCUUUUGUGAAUCGUUACAUUGGCCGGAGCAACAACGGCAUCCCGAUGUUUGCUCAGGAGAGACUGGAAGAACGAGCCUCCAAGAGAAUGGAGACUGUGAAGAAGCUGGAACAGGAACGGCUGGAGAGGCAGGCUACAGCAUUCCAGACCCAGCUCUCUGAAGAGGAUGCCCACUUCCUGGCUUUAUCCAGACACCUGCAACUGCAAGAAAAGGAGGAGGGUCAAUACAAGAUGGACACGCCCACCCUGACCGUCCAAUGCAACAUACCAGGGACCCCUGGCUACCCCUUGCAAGUCAAUUUCAGGCAGGGCUACACCCAUCGCAAUUCUACAAUGAUCAAAGGUCACCCUCUGAGUCUGGACCAGAUAGGCGAUGGUCUCCAGGAGGCAGACGGAAAGCAGGACACACCCCGCGUCACAUCCUCAAGGCAGUCCCCUCGUAAGCUGGAGCCCAUGAGUGAUGCCAGAGUCCCGGGUGUGAGUCUUCACUCCAACUUAGAUGGAAAGAGAAUGGGUGUCGGGCAAGUUCAAGGGGCCUUCGUAGACCAGAUCAGCUCUGAUCUGAGAAACAGGGUGUCAGAAGGGGAUUUUGUGGACCAAAGGGACCAACGAGAGCUGGCUGAUCACAAGAGCAAUAUUGCAGUCAGCCCUGGCAAACUGGACGAUGUGGAGGCGGGGAAGUCAAUGGGUGCCCCAAACCAAGCCCAAGGGUUAAAUAGAGGGAGGACUGUGACUGAGAUGGAUUUGAGGAUGUUUAGGGCUGACAUGGAUGAAAAUUGGCCAGAUUCGAGCCGGACAUCCUCCAACCGAACCCCAAGUGGGAGGGGAGACCAGAGUCGCAUGCAGAGUGCAAAGAGCUAUAGUGUCACCAAUCCAUGGCUAGGAGCCCGCAACCUCCAUAAUGGUAGCCGGUUCAAUCUGCCCACUGGUGGUUCUUUUGGCCACGCCCCACCCCCUCUCAGGUCACUUCGGCAUAGGCACCCCUCAGCCGUCAAGAAGAACCACAUGGACCUGAUUGAGCAGCAGUAUGGCCGCUUCCUGUCUGGAGUGGACCCCAAGAGGGCACCCUCCACUGCUGCAAAGUACCUUCAAAGUCUAGCCAAAAGCGUGAUUGACGGUGCCUCGACCAGUCAGCCCCAGACAGUUACUAAACAGGUGAAGAAGAAAUGAAGAACACCAGCAAAUCAUGAUAACACUGGCACGCAUAAAUGAGGAACUCAUGUGUGACAUGGCACAUAAACACCAGAGCAUGAUUCAGUUGGUACUGAAGUACCCUUUCCUGACAAGUUUUGCCUAAUUCAACACAAGAAGGCAAAAUUGCCAAAGCACUUGAUUGAAUACUGGCCUAAAGAUCGGCCAAAGAAAAAUGACAUUUAUAACCACAAUUCUGCCAGUAGUUUGUAUCCAUUUUGUUUCCUAUUUUAUACAUUUUAUUUAUGUCAUUCUGAUAUGAAAUUUUUAACUUGAAAUUCUUUCAGUGUGACUGACAAUCAAAGAUAACUAGUUUGUUUACUUCCAAUUUGAACAUUCCCUGAUUUUACGUCCAGAAUUGGAAAUGGGAUCAGUAGACGUUCUGAUCAAAAUCAUGCCCAGCCCAACCAAGCUGUUGUAGACGGUUUUUCACAAGGGUCUUUUCCUAACCUUACAUGUUACCCCUGAGUAACUUUAUCCUCCUUAUGAUACCAUGGUUGGAGUGUGGUCUUGGUAACCCUGCUGAAAUCCCCACCAAUUCCUCCCGCUGUCGAAUUUGACUAUGAAACCAUAUCCUUGGUUUUCAACAUACCUAUGACAGUGACUUGCUGUUGUGUGUACAUAUUUCAAGAUGCUGUAUUCAGAAUACAAACCUUCUAUACAUGUAUUUAUUAGUUCAAUGUGAUUUAGGUGAAGUUUGUUUGAUUGGAAUUGAUUGGAUUUCAGAUUUAUUUCUUUUCAUUUUAAAACAAUCAGAUAUGUUUCCUAAAGCUUUUUAUUCAUAAAACACUUCCUCGUUUGUUUAUUCCGUCCUUCUGUUAAGAAUAUGAUUGGAUCUUUAAUAAAUCGAAACAAUUUACUUUCA
Messenger RNA from Acanthaster planci (crown-of-thorns starfish), 6888 nucleotides. RefSeq lists its product as uncharacterized. Gene Ontology annotation, biological process: proteolysis. Lineage: Eukaryota; Metazoa; Echinodermata; Asteroidea; Valvatida; Acanthasteridae. Gene Ontology annotation, molecular function: zinc ion binding; metallocarboxypeptidase activity. The record is from RefSeq and is a predicted model, not a curated record.